AUGCUUAACAUAAUGGAUAUCUCUUUACUCACCUCCCAAGUUCUCUUUCUUCUAACUUUGUUCUUUUCCAUCUCUGAUAUCACAGCUCAAUCAAACUUUUCAUGCUCUGUGGAUUCACCCUCCUCCUGUGAAACUUACGUGGCAUACUUUGCGCAGCCUCCCAAUUAUCUGAGUCUGGGAAACGUAUCUGAUCUAUUUGAGGCCAGCAGCUCAUCCAUUGCAAAAGCUAGUAACCUAGUAUCUGGAGUCAACGAGACAAAGUUAUUUCCUGGCCAACUCUUACUAGUACCUGUUACCUGUGGCUGCACUGCAAAACGUUAUUUUGCCAAUAUCACAUACCAGAUCAAGAAAGAUGAUAGCUACUACUUAGUCUCAGUCAAUUCAUUCGGGAAUCUAAGCAACUGGAAUGAUGUUCAAGGGCUGAACCCGACUCUGAACCCAAACCUCUUGCAGAUAGGUGUGGAAGUUAUCUUUCCUUUGUUUUGUAAGUGCCCCUCAGAAACCCAUUUGAAAAAUGGUAUUUCAUACAUCAUUACCUACGUAUGGCAACCCACCGAUGAUGUCUUGCAAGUAAGUGCUAAGUUUAAUGCCUCACUGGAGAACAUUGCAUCUGAAAAUGGCUACCGGAACUUCAGCACUGCAGUGAGUCUUCCGGUAAUGAUCCCCGUUUCACAGUUGCCAGCUCUCUCUCAAAUUUACCCGACUGAGCAGUCUCGUGAAGGAAGUCAUUCCAAACGUCCUUGGAUUAUCAUCCUUAUUGUAAGCUUGGGCGGUGCUAUGUUGAUCUUUCUUUUGACUGCUUUGUUGGUCCAUUCUCAUCGUUCACGUCAGAGGAAGAAGGAAAUGAAACGUGUUGGUUCCUCGCUGGAGACCAGUGUUCUGAUUAAAAUGAAGGAACAAUCGAGAUGUGAAAACUUUGAGCCUAAGAUCACGCAAGGUAAGCUACUUCCUGGAGUUUCUGGCUAUCUCAGUAAGCCAAUCAUGUAUGAGACUAAAGCAAUUAUCGAGGCAACGGCAAACUUUGAUGAACACUGUAGGAUUGGGGGAUCAGUGUACAGGGCGACUAUCAAUGGCCAGGUCUUAGCAGUAAAGAAAACCAAGGAAGAUGUCACAGAGGAACUAAAAAUUCUGCAGAAAGUAAAUCAUGCGAAUCUUGUGAGGUUAAUGGGAAUCUCCUCUGAUACUGAUGGGAAUCGCUUCUUGGUCUAUGAAUAUGCUGAAAAUGGAUCACUUGAUAAGUGGCUGCACUCGAAGUCUUCAAGUUCUUCGGCCAUCCUCACAUGGAGUCAGAGGCUAAUCAUUGCACUAGAUGUAGCCAACGGCCUGCAAUACAUGCACGAACACACUCAGCCCACCAUUGUUCACAGAGAUAUCCGAGCAACUAAUAUACUUUUGAACUCCGGGUUCAAGGCAAUGAUUGCAAAACUCUCACUGGCUAGAUCUGCAACGAACUCUGCGAUGCCAAAAGUGGAUGUCUUUGGUUUUGGAGUUGUUCUACUAGAGUUGCUUUCAGGAAAGAGAGCCAUGGAAACAAAGGAAAAUGGGGAGGUUGCUCUGUUGUGGAAGGACAUAAGGUGGAUCUUGGAAGUGGAAGACAAUAGAGCGGAGAGGUUAAGAAGUUGGAUAGAUCCAAACUUGGAGAGCUUCUAUCCGAUCGAUGGCGCUAUCAGCUUGGCAACUUUGGCGAGGGCGUGCACACUGGAUAAAUCCAUGGAAAGGCCAAGCAUGGGAGAAAUCGUUUUCAACCUGUCAGUUCUUACUCAGUCGUCUUCUGAAACUUCAGAAAGAUCAUGGACUUCAGGGGCAGAAGGAGACGAAGUAAUUCAUAUUAUAAGUCCAGUCACAGCUCGCUAAUUUAGCUCUUUUUAUAUUUUCAUGUACUAAAUACCCAUGAGGAUUUCCAUUCUAAUAAUUCAAAUAGUUGAAUCGGAAUUUAUG
This is a messenger RNA of Juglans microcarpa x Juglans regia, 1938 nucleotides long. Its product is annotated as serine/threonine receptor-like kinase NFP. The transcript has a single exon. Gene Ontology annotation, molecular function: ATP binding; protein tyrosine kinase activity. Gene Ontology annotation, biological process: protein phosphorylation. The record is from RefSeq and is a predicted model, not a curated record. The coding region runs from base 1 to 1854 and encodes 617 amino acids. NCBI's taxonomy places the organism in Eukaryota, Viridiplantae, Streptophyta, Magnoliopsida, Fagales, Juglandaceae.